GUACUUACAUACAUACUUACAUACGACCAGAAUACACUCAGCCCGUCCCCGACAGCAACGACAGCAUCCUCCCCAACACGAAGCAGUCAUUCAAUCAAUUGCUCUCCGUGGAAUCAUGACAUAGUGUCCUCCACAUCUACCUGCCAACCAUGUGGCGGGACCGAACCAACCUCUUCAUCUCCUACCGCCAGUCGUACUCGCACCACCCGGCCAGCAAGACACGCUAUGGAGGCCCGCCGUCCAAUGGCUUCGGCGAUCCCCGCCGCAUGUCCGACGAGCGCCUGGGCCUCAUGGCCACGGGCGCCUACGAGGACGACGGCGAUGCCGUGAUUGAGAUGGACCUCCUGCCUCCGCGCUGGCUCGACAUCCAGGACGAAAUCACCGAGACCCUCGCCGACAUUGCAAAGCAGACGCGGAAGCUAGACCAGCUGCAUCAGAAGCAUGUGUUGCCCGGCUUCGACGAUGAGGCUGUCAAGAAGCGCGAGGAGCACGAGAUCGAAAACCUCACCCAGGACAUCACGCGAUCCUUCCAAAAGUGCCAGCAGGCAAUCAAGCGCAUCGAGCGCAUGGUGCGAGAGUCCAAGCAGCAAGGCUCCAUCAGUAGUGGCGAGGAGACAAUGGCCAAAAAUCUCAAGAUCUCGCUGGCCACAAGGGUCGGCGAAGUCAGCACCAUGUUCCGCAAGAAGCAGUCCGCCUACCUGAAAAAACUCCGCGACCUUGGCGGCUUCGACUCCCCUUUCCGCUCCAGCACCCCAACUCAAAACCCGUACAACGACCCUGCGCUUGCUGACUCGGAAACCGACCGCUCCUUCUCACAGUCCACACUGCAGCAAACAAAACAGCACCAACAACGCCUUGUCCACCACAACCCCAACGACGCCCUUAUCGCGCAGCGCGAGCGCGAAAUCGAAGACAUCGCCCAGGGUAUCAUCGAGCUCGCAAACAUCUUCCAGGAAUUGCAGACCAUGGUCAUCGACCAGGGCAGCAUGCUGGACCGCAUCGACUACAAUGUGGAGCGCAUGGCCACGGACGUCAAGGAAGCAGAUAAGGAACUCAAGGUCGCAUCCGGAUAUCAACGACGCAGCGUUAAGCGCAAGGCUAUGCUCCUUCUCGCUAUCCUCAUCGCUGGUGUCUUCAUCUUGCUUUCUUUAAAACUCGGUAGAAAGAGUAGUAGUACUCCCGCGCCUGCUUCUCCUCUCCCGCCACCUCAGAGUAAUACCGAUCAAUCUCCGGAUUCUGCGGCGUUUUCGGUGCGAGAACGGCGUUGGUCCUCUAGUAGCAGGAAUGAGGGUGGGCAGGCUGUAGCAGUCGCCCGAUGGAACCGCGAUUGGCAUCGUCGGAAGAGACGGAUAUGGAGGUUGCAGAACGUUGAUUCCCUUCCUACAAGUACCACUCUCCCUUCCUCUUCUGAGACUAUAAUGUCGUCGUCACUUUCUAUAGAUUAG
Messenger RNA from Periconia digitata, 1445 nucleotides. Lineage: Eukaryota; Fungi; Ascomycota; Dothideomycetes; Pleosporales; Periconiaceae. The record is from the annotation of a GenBank genome assembly.